Messenger RNA from Chaetomium strumarium, 898 nucleotides. RefSeq lists its product as uncharacterized. Lineage: Eukaryota; Fungi; Ascomycota; Sordariomycetes; Sordariales; Chaetomiaceae. The record is from RefSeq and is a predicted model, not a curated record. The coding region runs from base 139 to 600 and encodes 153 amino acids. The transcript has 2 exons.
CAAGUGCGGCUCUAGUUAUAAAUGUAAGCACUUGACCAGCUCGUUCAUUCCGUCAUUAUAGAGUGAAACGCUGAUUAUGUAUCAUCCUUUCUCAUCGCCGCAGCUAUACGGAAAUCACAAGCCUUGACAUGUGCCUAUAUGGGCGUCAGCAUCAGCCCAGACGUCCCUUCAUCCCCGGCGACCAGUGGCGGUGUCAGCUCGGCGACAGGAACCGUUGAUGCGGCGACGGAGGCGACGUCGAACACGUCUGCUGGAUCUGGAAGCUCUACUUCUGGAUCUGGCAGCUCGAACUCAGCUUCUGGUGGCUCACCUUCGGGGUCGAGUGAUAAAAACGGACUUAGUCCGGCCGAGCUUGCUGGCAUCAUCAUCGGCGCGGUAGGCUCCGUCGCAGGAGUAGCGGCGGUAUGGGUUGGAAUCAAACAACUGAAGAACAAGCGACACGGACGCGAUGCCUCGGAGGCGGCUCAAGGGUUCCUCAGCGAGAACCAGCCGCGCAACACGAUACAUAUCGCCCCUACCUUCAACAUGCCGACGACACCGCAGUACAACCCCAUACCGCCGCCCUACCAUAGUGGCUAUAUCUAUGGCCGGUCGGCAUGAGUUUGAUGACAUCGAGUCAGGGCCUCGUCGCGACGAGCGCCGGGUUAUUGCUUGCUAUAGUACGUGACUGCGGAAUAGGAUCUGAAAUUCCAAAUCAGACGAAUAUAAUGGUCCUUGAAAUCUCAGGGGAUGGUCUGGUGUCUCUUCCUGCAGCGCUAAAUACCACUGGUGCAGAAGGGACUCCUUCUGGUUUGGCUGUGAGGUGAGCUCAGCAUGCGGUCGGUCCUAGAGGCGGAAGUUAUGCUGUAAACAAACAGUACCUAACGUGCAUUAUAAGCGAGCCGAACAUAUAAGCGAG